AUGCCCUUCACUGCUGGGUUUCUGAUGCCCCUUCGUCCUCUUGUGCCGGGCUUCUCACUGUCCUGCUACAGUAAAUCUUUCUCUCUUUCAGUGUUCCAUUGGCAAGCUACAAUAAUGGGACCAAAUGACAGUCCCUAUCAAGGUGGAGUAUUUUUCUUGACAAUUCACUUCCCAACAGAUUAUCCCUUCAAACCACCUAAGGUUGCAUUUACAACACGAAUCUAUCAUCCAAAUAUUAACAGUAAUGGCAGCAUUUGUCUUGAUAUUCUACGAUCACAGUGGUCCCCAGCACUAACUAUUUCAAAAGUACUUUUGUCCAUCUGUUCUCUGUUGUGUGAUCCCAAUCCAGAUGAUCCUUUAGUGCCUGAGAUUGCACGGAUCUACAAAACAGAUAGAGAAAAGUACAACAGAAUAGCUCGGGAAUGGACUCAGAAGUAUGCGAUGUAAUUAAAGAAAUUAUUGGAUAACCUCUACAAAUAAAGAUAGGGGAACUCUGAAAGAGAAAGUCCUUUUGAUUUCCAUUUGACUGCUUUCUAUGAGCCCACGCCUCAUCUUCCCCUGUGCACAUGUUUACCUGAUACAGCAGUGCUGCGUGUUGUACAUACUUGGAACAACAAAAUAGAAAUACUGUAUUUCCCCGUACCAACGUUGACUCCUAGCCAGAGAAGUGUGUGUGUGAAAAGCUGGUUCUUCAGUCAUAACUUUGUGAGCCUAAAAGCAUUCCUUACUGAUUUAAAUUGGGUAAUAAAAUGUGAAUGGGAGAGUUAUGGUGGAUUUCAUAUUUCUAGGGACGGUGUUGCUGGUCCGUGACAGAUUUUAAGUGGAAUCCUUUUAAACUCAUAACAGUUAUGAAAAGCAAGGUGAAGAACUUGAAGCUGUUUCUGUAUUCAUUUUAUUCUGAAGGACCUACACCUUAGGUAAAUGGUAUGACCAAUGAGAUAAACUGUACCCACAUCCUGUGUUUAAGGUCUAAGUUAAACCGGUCAACAUUUAAAUGGAUUGGAGCUAUUAGUGCAUCAAGUGAUGUUGAUUUGUUUCAACUCUCUCCCCUCCUUCAUACUUUUUUGGUUUGUAUGUGGUUUCUCAGUUAAUACAUAGCUAAUAGCUCUUAUUUUUCUUAAGUUUUUUAACUGCUUAGGUCUUUCUGGAUGUAAGGGUAAAAAUCCAUUUGACAGAAAACUUGUGUAUAUUUAAAGACCCAACUGCUCCCCUGGAGCUUGUACGUUCAAGAAUGAUUAAUCUGUGUAAUAAACUGAUUACUACAGUCAUUACAUAUAACUUUGUGUGAAUAGGCUUUUAAUUUUAAGAGCAGUUUGUUACAGGCUAAAACUAAUGGUGGAUUUCUCUAAAACUUUUUGCAUUCACGAAUGGUUGCAUUUGGAAGUCAUGAAGCAGUUUGAUUUGCAUCACACAAGGCUAUGCACCUGAACAAGACAAACAUAAGCUUAAGCACUUACAUGAAAUCCGGAUGUGUAGUGUGCCAGGAACUUGACUGUUAAACCAAAUAAGCAGUUUACUAAAUGAGAAUCUGAGUGACAUAUUACAAAGCCUGAAGGUAUUAUUCCCACUUGCAUGGGACCUAACACAAUGCAUAUGUACUGUAGGUAAGUGAAACCUUAUGUAACUAAAAUAAUGGAUGUAAAAGGGUAAAAAAAAAAAACCUACCAAACACAUCAGCACAAACUUUCAUAAAAAUGUAGCUUUUACAUAAUUACUUUGCACUAAACAUUUGCAAAUGUUCAUACAGUUUUAAAUUGUACUUGUGUCUUUUUUUGAACAAAGUCUUCACUUGAAUAUAGUGGAAAAAUGUAGUUUGAAACUUUUCUUUGUAUACAAGUGUAUUUGCCAGCAUUGUUGGUGUGAAAUAGGUGAGUCUGCAAGUUUAUCUCCUCUUAGAAUUGUAAACAAAGCCAUCAACUAUGAAGGAGAGGCUGUAGCCUCCAGCUCUCCAGCCACAGGGGUCUGUCCCAUCCAUUUUCAAAUGCAUCUUUACACUCUUGCACAAAUGAGGAAUAAAUGUCCACUGCUUUUGGUCUAAA
This is a messenger RNA of Opisthocomus hoazin, 2039 nucleotides long. The record is from RefSeq and is a predicted model, not a curated record. Lineage: Eukaryota; Metazoa; Chordata; Aves; Opisthocomiformes; Opisthocomidae.